Lepus europaeus (European hare) is the source of this 5678-nucleotide messenger RNA. It is a transcript of the gene ARHGAP33, whose product is annotated as Rho GTPase activating protein 33. NCBI's taxonomy places the organism in Eukaryota, Metazoa, Chordata, Mammalia, Lagomorpha, Leporidae. The transcript is spliced from 21 exons. Gene Ontology annotation, biological process: small GTPase-mediated signal transduction. Gene Ontology annotation, cellular component: actin cytoskeleton; cell cortex; Golgi apparatus. Gene Ontology annotation, molecular function: phosphatidylinositol binding; GTPase activator activity; protein binding. Bases 1284 to 5306 code for a protein of 1340 amino acids. The record is from RefSeq and is a predicted model, not a curated record.
CGGACCCCAGAGCCUCCUCGGCAUCCUCACCCCACAUUCACCCUGCCCGGGUCCGGCCCCCUCCUCCUCCCGACAACCCCGUUCUCGCUCCUGAGCCCCGCCCCCACCGGCUCCAGCCUCAGCUGGACCCUUUUCUUCUCCUCAGCCCACCCUUGUCGCUCUCUAGCCCCCCACUCCCAUCAGCCUGAGCCUCUCCCCCGGCCUCUCCAGCCACUCCCCUAGCACCCCACCCCAAGGACCGCGCGGAUCCUUGGGUCCUCUCCAUCUUCUUGUCCGCCUCCCCCUCCCCCAUCGUCUCCGGCGCCCACCAUUCUGCUCCCGCUCAUUCAUCCAUUCAUUGCCUCAUUGCCUUGCUUCACAGACACGCACUGAGCCCUGCUCCGUGCUCCAGGCACAGGGAGAGGCAGAUCCCAUCCUGCCUUGGGGAGCUUCCUGGGCCCAAGGGGGACACGCCCUGAGGGUGAGACCCAGGCAAGGACUCUGGGUGGCAGAGCAGGGAGAAGCUGGAGCCCAGCGUGGUGCGUCCCCAUCUGGCAGCUGGUUAAUUUAUUGUCGGAUUUGACCCAGCCCCUGCCGUGUGACUGGGUUAGCCCUGGGCACUGGGGGCCCAGAGGAAUCCAGCACCAACUCUGUGCCCAGCUCUGCGCUGGGCGUGCUGGGGUCUCAGCCUGGGGCCUUGCUUCUGGGGCCGUCAAAGUCCGGGGCUCAGAGGGACUUGUCACCAGACAGGGGCAUCUCAGAGCGUUCACGGCUGUGACGGGGCAAGCUCAGGCGGUCAUGCAGCUUGGGAGGGAGGACCCUCGGGAUGGCGAGGGGCCACAAGAGUGCAGCCUUGGGUGCCAGGGAGAACUUCCUGGGAGUGGACGCAGGAGUUGACAAUCAAGGGACACAAGGAGGUGUGACCCUCGCGAAAGGGCGAGAACGAGUGUUCUGGAGCACACAGCGCACAGCCUUCCUGACGCUCUAGAAGGAAGUGAGACGGUGCUGCUUUUGCUGGACUCUUGGAAGUUCAAGAGCUCUGAGAGAGAGGGCAAUGGGAGAGAAAGGGCUGGAGAGGUGAACGGAAACCAGCUUGGGGAAGGCUUGACUGUCAGACCAGAGACCGCAGACUUCAAGCCCAGGACAACAGGGAGCCAGUGGAGGUGCAGGACCUCUAGAGAGACGGGGCCGUAUCUGUGUUCUGUGCACUUGGGAAGACACAGGGAGACGGAGGAGCUGUGAGCUGUGACUGUGCAGCGCAGUCGGAGGGGACCGUACCCUGCUGGGACUUCAGAAAGGUUUCAAUGGGGAGAGAUGGGAACAGCAAACUCUUUGCAGUGGUCUGCCUCACUCCUGUCCCCUGCCCCGGACCACACAUGAAGCAGCAGGCCUGCCCUCCAGCCAUCACCUCCGCCGAGCCACCCCGUGUCCAGGACAGUGUGUGGGGCAGCCCUGGCCUCUGGCCCAGGCUGGCGAAUGACAAUGCUCCUGUUGUCCCUCUGCGCCCACCUCUGGCAGCCUCUGAUUCUGCUCUGUCUUGUCCUCAGGCUCGCAGCACCGACAGCCUGGAUGGCCCAGGAGAGGGUUCAGUGCAGCCCCUGCCGGCCCCCGGGGGCCCCAGUGUGAAGGGGAAGCCUGGGAAGAGGCUCUCAGCUCCGCGAGGCCCCUUCCCGCGGCUGGCUGACUGCGCCCACUUCCACUAUGAGAACGUUGACUUUGGCCACAUCCAGCUCCUGCUGUCCCCAGAGCGAGAAGGCCCCACCCUCUCCGGAGAGAACGAGCUGGUGUUCGGGGUGCAGGUGACCUGUCAGGGCCGAUCCUGGCCAGUCCUCCGCAGUUACGAUGACUUCCGCUCCCUGGAUGCCCACCUCCAUCGGUGCAUAUUUGACCGGAGGUUCUCCUGCCUGCCAGAGCUUCCCCCACCUCCAGAGGGUGCCAGAGCUGCCCAGAUGCUGGUGCCACUGCUGCUGCAGUACCUGGAGACCCUGUCAGGACUGGUGGACAGCAACCUCAACUGCGGGCCUGUGCUCACCUGGAUGGAGCUGGACAAUCAUGGCCGACGACUGCUGCUCAGCGAGGAGGCCUCCCUCAACAUCCCUGCGGUAGCUGCCGCCCACGUGGUCAAACGGUACACGGCGCAGGCGCCCGACGAGCUGUCCUUCGAGGUGGGAGACAUUGUCUCUGUGAUCGACAUGCCACCCACGGAGGAUCGGAGCUGGUGGCGGGGCAAGCGAGGCUUCCAGGUCGGUUUCUUCCCCAGUGAAUGUGUGGAACUCUUCACCGAGCGGCCAGGUCCCGGCCUAAAGGCAGAUGCUGACGGCCCCCUGUGCAGCAUCCCAGCUCCCCAGGGUCUCUCCUCUCUGACUUCAGCUGUGCCCCGGCCGCGUGGGAAGCUGGCUGGGCUGCUCCGCACCUUCAUGCGCUCGCGCCCUUCUCGGCAGCGGCUGCGGCAGAGGGGAAUCCUGCGGCAGAGGGUGUUUGGCUGUGACCUUGGGGAGCACCUCAGCAACUCAGGCCAGGACGUGCCCCAGGUGCUGCGCUGCUGCUCAGAGUUUAUUGAGGCCCACGGGGUGGUGGACGGCAUCUACCGGCUCUCAGGCGUCUCCUCCAACAUCCAGAGGCUGCGGCACGAGUUUGACAGUGAGAGAAUACCUGAAUUGUCUGGCCCAGCCUUCCUGCAGGACAUCCACAGCGUGUCCUCCCUCUGCAAGCUCUACUUCCGAGAGCUGCCGAACCCCUUGCUCACCUACCAGCUCUAUGGGAAGUUCAGUGAGGCCAUGUCAGUGCCUGGCGAGGAGGAACGCCUGGUGAGGGUCCACGAUGUCAUCCAGCAGCUGCCCCCGCCACACUACAGGACCCUGGAGUACCUGCUGAGGCACUUGGCCCGCAUGGCGAAACACAGUGCCAACACCAGCAUGCAUGCCCGCAACCUGGCCAUCGUCUGGGCCCCCAACCUGCUACGGUCCAUGGAGCUGGAGUCAGUGGGGCUGGGUGGGGCUGCCGCCUUCCGGGAGGUUCGGGUGCAGUCGGUGGUGGUGGAAUUCCUGCUCACCCACGUGGACGUCCUGUUCAGUGACACCUUCACCUCCGCUGGCCUUGGCCCUGCAGGCCGCUGCCUCCUCCCCAGGCCCAAGUCCCUUGCGGGCAGCGGCCCCUCCACUCGCCUGCUGACGCUGGAGGAAGCCCAGGCUCGCACCCAGGGCCGGCUGGGGACACCCACUGAGCCUACCACUCCCAAAGCCCCAGCCUCCCCUGUGGAAAGGAGGAAAGGGGAGAGAGGCGAGAAACAGCGGAAGCCAGGAGGUAGCAGCUGGAAGACAUUCUUUGCACUGGGCCGGGGUCCCAACGUCCACCGCAAGAAGCCCCUGCCCUGGCUUGGGGGCUCUCGUGCCCCAGCGCAGCCCUCAGGCAGUGGACCAGACACGGUCACGCUGAGAUCCGCCAAGAGUGAGGAGUCGCUGUCAUCCCAGGCCAGCGGGGCUGGCCUCCAGCGGCUACACCGGCUGCGGCGGCCGCACUCCAGCAGCGACGCUUUCCCGGUGGGCCCGGCGCCUGCCGGCUCAUGCGAGAGCCUGUCCUCGCCCUCCUCGUCCUCGUCCUCCUCGUCCUCAGCCUCUGUGUCGUCGGCAGCUGCGCUGGGGGCGCUCUCUGGCUCCCCCUCGCACCGCACCUCAGCCUGGCUGGAUGAUGGAGACGAGCUGGACUUCAGCCCCCCUCGCUGCCUGGAGGGGCUCCGCGGGCUUGACUUCGACCCCCUCACGUUUCGCUGCAGCAGCCCCACCCCGGGGGAUCCUGCACCUCCUGCCAGCCCCGCCCCCCCAGCCCCUGCCUCCGCCUUCCCGCCCAGGGCGACCCCUCAGGCCCUCUCACCCCGUGGGCCCACCAGCCCGGCUUCACCCACUGCCCUGGACAUCUCAGAGCCCCUGGCUGUGUCAGUGCCACCCGCUGUGCUAGAACUGCUGGGGGCUGGGGGCACGCCUGUCUCCGUCACCCCAACACCAGCUCUCAGCCCUGGCCCAGGCCCACGGCCCCAUCUCAUCCCGCUGCUGCUGCGUGGAGCCGAGGCCCAGCUGAGCGAAACCUGCCAGCAGGAGGUCUGCAGCAAGCUGUCGCUACCCGGGGCCCGGGGACCCCAGGGCCAGCACGGUCCUGGGGCGGACUCACCGCUGCUGCCCCCACCCUUGUCCCUCCUGCGGCCUGGAGGGGCCCCACCCCCACCCCCCAAGAAUCCAGCACGCCUCAUGGCCCUGGCCCUGGCUGAGCGGGCACAGCAGGUGGCCGAGCGGCAGAGCCAGCAGGAGCGCGAGGGCACCCCACCUGCUCCUCGUUCCCCUUUCCGCCGCUCACUGUCCCUGGAGGUGGGUGGGGAGCCCCUGGGGACCACAGGGAGUGGGCCAAUCCCCCACUCCUUAGGCCACCCUGGAGCCUGGGCCCCAGCACCCCCACCCUACCUACCAAGGCAACAAAGCGAUGGAAGCCUGGUGAGGAACCCGCGGCCCAUGGGGACCUCAAGGAGGGGGCUCAGAGGCCCUGCCCAGGUGCCUACUCCUGGCUUCUUCUCCCCAGCCCCCCGGGAGUGCCUGCCACCCUUCCUCGGGGUCCCCAAACCAGGCCUGCACUCCCUGGGCCCCCCGUCCUUCCAGCCCAGCUCCCCAGCCCCAGCCUGGAGGAGCUCUCGGGGCCCCCCGGCAUCACUGGACAGGGGAGAGAACCUCUACUAUGAGAUUGGGGCAGCUGAGGGGUCUCCCUACUCCGGCCCCACCCGGUCCUGGAGUCCCUUUCGCUCCAUGCCCCCUGAUGGGCUCAGUGCCUCCUACGGCAUGCUUGGCCAGUCACCACCCCUGCACAGGUCCCCCGACUUCUUGCUCAGCUACCCCCCGCCCCCCUCCUGCUUUCCCCCAGACCACCUUGGCUGCUCAGCCCCGCAGCACCCCGCCCGGCGCCCCACCCGGCCUGAGCCCCUCUAUGUCAACCUAGCCCUGGGGCCCAGGGGUCCCUCACCCACCUCCUCUGGCUCCUCCUCUUCCCCUCCUGCCCAUCCCCGAAGCCGCUCAGAUCCCGGCCCCCCAGCCCCCCGCCUCCCUCAGAAACAGAGGGCACCCUGGGGCCCCCGCACCCCUCAUAGGGUGCCUGGGCCCUGGGGCCCACCCGAGCCUCUCCUGCUUUACAGGGCAGGCCCUCCAGCCUACGGGAGGGGGGGUGAGCACCCUGGAGGGUCUUUGUACAGAAAUGGGGGGCAAAGAGGAGAGGGGGCUGGUCCCCCACCUCCCUACCCAACUCCCAGCUGGUCCCUCCACUCUGAAGGCCAGACCCGGAGCUACUGCUGAGCUGAAGCCAGGAGGGCCUUCCUCUCCCCCCUUCCCCUGUGGGAUCCCCCAGCCAGUCCCUUGUUUUGUAUUUUUCUUGAGCCCUGAUCCAUACCCCAGGUUUCUAACUUUGUAACUUGCUUCUGAUGUGGGUCCCUAACCUAUAAUUGUAGAGUCCCUACCCUGGGCUGAAGGGCACGCCCAUCCUCCCACCACCCUCCAUCCUGGGGGCCCUCGCACAAACCCGGGGGAGGCUAGGCUGACGCCCCGCCCCCUCUCCCUCCCAGGAGCCCCCAGCAUGUCCUGACCUGUGCACAGGGGAUGGGGGGAGCUCCUGCCCAUCUCCCCCACACGUCCCACUAAACCAUCUGACAAGCUUAAUAAAACGGUGGA